Adineta steineri is the source of this 291-nucleotide messenger RNA. The record is from the annotation of a GenBank genome assembly. Lineage: Eukaryota; Metazoa; Rotifera; Eurotatoria; Adinetida; Adinetidae.
AUGCUCAAUCGUGCAUUACGAAUGAUGGAUGGUCAUAUCAUCAUACGUUUGGGUUUCUUUAUCGGUGACCUGCAUCGACAAAUUGAACAACUACACCAAAAACAAUAUGCUGGUACAACCGCUACUGACACCUUCACCCUUUACCGUGGUCAGGGUUUAUCUACAGGAGAUUUUGAACAAAUGAUGCAAAAUAAAGGUGGUUUUAUUUCUUUCAACAAUUUCUUAUCAACCAGUAAUGAUCGUGAUCUCUCCUAUGCUUUCGCAGAAAGUAAUCAGGCUGGUCCGGAUUGA